Molecule: messenger RNA, 634 nt
Organism: Nyctereutes procyonoides (raccoon dog)
Lineage: Eukaryota; Metazoa; Chordata; Mammalia; Carnivora; Canidae
Gene: S100A9
Product: S100 calcium binding protein A9
Exons: 3
Coding region: 162-554 (130 amino acids)
Biological process (GO): endothelial cell migration; neutrophil chemotaxis; peptidyl-cysteine S-nitrosylation
Cellular component (GO): cytoplasm; extracellular exosome; nucleus
Molecular function (GO): calcium ion binding
Source: RefSeq, a predicted model, not a curated record
GGCACUGACAGCCCAGCUCAGCAUUACCACACUGCUCACCUGUGAAGCAAUCUUCCCAAGAGGGCCGAGCAUCCAGCCGGGAGCUGCCUAUAAAUGCGAGACACACACCGAGCUAUCAAACCCCUCUGUGUGGCUCCCUGGCUUGGACAGAGUGCAGGAAAAUGGCGGACCAGAUGUCACAGCUAGAAUGUAGCAUCGAGACCAUCAUCAACAUCUUCCACCAGUACUCUGUGCGGCUGGGGCAUCCGGACACACUCAACCAGAAAGAAAUGAAACAGCUGGUGAAAAAGGAGCUGCUAAACUUCCUCAAGAAGCAGAAGAAGAAUGACAACGCCAUAAACAAGAUCAUGGAGGACCUGGACACGAACGGAGACAAGGAACUGAGCUUUGAAGAGUUCUCCAUCCUGGUGGCCAGGCUGACGGUGGCCUCGCAUGAGGAGAUGCACAAGAAUGCCCCGGAGGGAGAGGGCCACAGCCAUGGGCCAGGCUUUGGGGAGGGCAGCCAGGGCCACUGCCACAGCCAUGGUGGCCAUGGCCACGGCCACAGCCACUAAUCAGGAGGUUGCCCACCUAGGGCCACAGAGAGGCUGAACGGCCUUAGCUGGGGGGCAAAAUAAAGUCUUCCUCCAAGCCA